Molecule: messenger RNA, 4275 nt
Organism: Fonsecaea erecta
Lineage: Eukaryota; Fungi; Ascomycota; Eurotiomycetes; Chaetothyriales; Herpotrichiellaceae
Exons: 1
Coding region: 1-4275 (1424 amino acids)
Source: RefSeq, a predicted model, not a curated record
AUGCUGUCCUUCAAGUGGACUCUCCUCUUCCUUUUGUCCCUCGCUAGCAACGUUGCAGCGAUCCCUCGCACCACGGCUCAAAACAUCGAGAUCCUGGUUGGCGCAUCGGGCGCAGUUGGCUUCGCCAGCGUCCUCGGCUGGCAGCUUCUCAAAAACUCAAGGGCGCCAGAGCAACAGUUGAAUGCCGUAGCAAAAUCCCAGCAAGAUGGGAUCCUGGUCGCGCAAUCAAGUCUAUCGCCCACGCCAACUGCCACACCAACAGCUUCCGAAGCCACCAGAAUUGUCAAGACAAUCGUAUCGAAAGGCAGCACAGAUGUGCUUGCUCAGUCGAAGCACCCUUCAAUGAUACCCAUGACACGGUUCUUCUUGGUAGAAGCAUGGAGCAAUGGCACAAUCAUCCAGAUUGAGGAGAUUGUCCGCUUGCCAGUGGGCGACCUCGGCGACAGACACCCCAACAGCUCUGUUGCUGCCAAAAAAGACACUUCCCUUCCUCAUGACAACCGCCAAGCUGGAAAUGUCUCUCUGGGCAUAUACAUCUCUCAAGAUCGACCUUGCCUUUUCAAUGUGUCCUGCUCUCGGUGGAACCUUGCUUCGAUCUUUGUGAAUGCACAUGCCGACCGCAAAACGAAGCCUAUCAUUGAGUUUGCCAGGAGGAACUUCUUUGUUGUCCGCGACUUGUUGAACAAGGCGCUCGCUCUUUUCCUGAGAUUUGUACCAACUCAUCCAGCAAAGGCUGCAUUCAUUCUGGUCGGCAUUCCACUCGUGACCAAACUUGGUCCUGCCGCGGCAAGGAAAGCCCUCGUGCUGUUGUCCCGCUACGCUCCUCUCGCCCUCCUUUAUCUGCAGGACAAUCUACACAGAUGGAUUGAGCGGCAUGUGGGGAGAGAAGAGGAGCCAGACCUCACCAUUGAAGCUUGCCUCGAGCCAUUGCCUGUUGAUGAGGUAGUGCAUUGCCCCAUCUCGCCAGCGGAUAUUUCGAUAGAGCCAACUCUUGCCACUCAAUCCUCGUCGAGUCUAGCAGAGACUCCCGAGGACGAUGGAGUUGAGCCUCUCGCCGUUAUCAUCGAGCCAGAGCAGCAUAUGGCAGACGAUGCAGAAGAGAGUCGCCCAUACUUUGCGGAUCUCGCAGAAAACCUGCUACGACCAGAAUCACCGGAACCCACUCUGACAGUGCUCGAUCGCGAGAAUUAUACAGAUGCGGGAAUCUUCAAAUCGCGGCAUAAAGAUCCGUUUCUCCGCGGUCGAAAGAGGAUUUCAAACUACUCGCCGCCACGCCGGCUCCGCGAUGACCUGGCGACCAUAUUGGACAGGCCCGUGGCCGUGUCAUCGGCCCAGGAACGGGAAGAGCCUCUUCCCGAGAGAGGUCCCGAAGCGCAGAUCGAGGCUUCAGUCCUGCAGUUGGCACACGUUCCAAGCGGAAGUCCCAGCCAGCCUCGACAAGCUCAUCUUGUCAUACAGGCCCCGGAAUACCCUGUUGCCGAAUCCGAAAAAGUACCUUCCCCACCAUCGAGUUUGAGCAUUUUGACUUCUUCAGAAGACAUUCCGGAGCUCGAAAAGUUGCACGAGCACGAGCCUGUUGAUAGCCAGCGCCCGGCAACCGCUUCGAAUGAAGAUGACCUCGAGGUGCCAGAAUUGCCGCCAGCUGAGGUUCAUGAUGGCGACCUGUCGGUUGAGAUCAAGUAUCCUCUUCAGUCCGACUCCAAUACCAUUCCCCUAACACGGCAUGAGCAAGAGCUGCCCGACGUGUAUGAUUCCGAACCCACUUUCCCAGAAGGGGAGAGCAUCAUGACGGUUUCUGAGUCGGUUGCAUCUCCUGCCUGUGAACUCGCCUCAUUGACUCUCACAGAGGAGGACAAAAAGGACGAGGGUAACCAGCCGCAGGAUCUGGGGAGGGAGCCAGAAGAAUAUCCACCGCAGCCGACCGUAGAGGAUGAUGUGGAUGAGAACAAAACUACAAUUACCUCCGGUCAAAUAACAGGCAUCCUCGAAGCGAAUACGCAGGAAGAAGAGCCUAUGAGGCUUGCUGCAGAGGAAAGCCUCCAGGAACCGACUGGGUUUCUUGCCGGCUGGACUGACGAAGCAUCCAGAGCCGCCGGCGACGACAUUGGCAUCGACAUCGCUGAUUUUGGCGGCGUGUUCGAUACGGACACCCCGAUCUCAACUCCGUCAAAGCAGCCAGUUGUUGACAAGUCCAAGAGCACAGGUGAGCGUCGUCCCGGUAGACUUCGGAGCCAGACUCCGACUCGAGCUGCAGAACCAAGAACGAGUCGGGCUGGACGCAGCCCUGGAGUCAAUUUCGCAACCGAAGCUGACGGAUCGGUGGUCGAACAUACGUGCUAUUUCCGCACAGAGGAGGCGCCUGAGGCAUUGCAAGAUUCGAUGAUCGUAGAUGCGCGAGGGCAAGCAGCGACUGGCGUUCAAGUCUCGAACGAACAACCGAUUCCGAUGGCCCAUGCAUCCGUUGGUGAGCAACAACUGUCCGACUUUGCCGCAGAAGAUUUCUCUGCUGGAUAUCAAGUCCAAGAGCAAGAGCAGUUCCCCGGUACACCUGCAAUUGAUCCGGCCUUCUUGAUGGCCUUGCAGUCGUUCAGCGCCAUGUCUCUUGAGGACCAAGCGCAAUCUCUCGCAGAAAGUACUGCGGCUUUAUUUCCUGCUGCCGGUGACCAAGUGGGCUUAGAUCUCACCGAGAUGACCGAAGCAGCAGCAGAGUCCCAGCCUGUGCAACUUGGUUCGCAUGAUCAGGACACAGACGACUUCUUGUCGGCUAGAAUACGUGAAUUGUCUUUGUUGCAGCAAGAGCAGAUGGGCAUGGAAUAUGAACACGACGGCCCGGCGCAUCAAGUUCCCUUUGCACAAGAAAUAUUCCAGAGCUACCCUUCGCCAGCGCAGUCAACCAUGGCACAAGAGCAGGUUCCUGUUGUAUUGCCCGGAUAUGAGCCCGCACGUCCGGCCGGCAUGUACAGUGAGCAGGACGGCUCAGCAGCACCGGAGCAAUCUGGUCCGUGGGAAUCUCAAAUGCAUCCUACAGAGAUGCAGCAAGAGUUUAUGGCACCGGAAGAUGUAGCCGCCCUCCUAGAGUUCAACAGAGGAGAAACAUCUGGAACCGCGCAGGCAGCAAGCAGUGAACCUGCUGUUCAGUCAACAUCCCAACCCCUGCCUUACGAAGAAUAUCCCUCCCAGCCUCUCGUUCCUGGUCUCGGUAUGCAUCAAGAGGCGGACCUCGAAGCGGAACGUGCCGCAAAAGUGGUGCCUGUCAAGCACGAACGAGACAACGACCUGCUUCCCGGAGGCGAGUACGCAAACGUACCUAUAGCCAACCGGGCCACGAGAUACAGUGGUUAUGACCGAAAGAUCUUGCCAAUGAGCUCUGUGUAUUUCCGAUGCGAGCCUUCGCAGCGGGAUACUCUUCUUGGAGCCUCGUCACAGCAGGCGGUGAACCCCUUUGCAGACCUGGUAUACUCGGCGGCUCCAGUAAAUCCUGGGGUCCCGAUACUCCAGGAUAGCAAUGUCCUCCAGAGCGGCACGGAAUCUCAGGAUAGGGCAGAUGAGAUGCAUCAGGAUUUGCUAGAGGAAAUCGGCAUGACAAGCCAAAGAACUCCAGCUGAUGAGCACAUCCUCGGCCAAGAAGAAAUGGCAAGCCAUUACCCUCCUCUUGAUGAGGACGUCACUCAAGGUCAUGAGGGCGGGCGGUCUGUGGAUGAAGAGGAGGUAGAGAGACCUUGGUGGGAGUGGGAUGAGGAUAGCGACAACGGCUAUGGUGGAGGACCUGGGGACAGUGACAGUGAAGGAAAUGGGGACGGGGAAGAUGGCGAUAACGGCUAUGGUGGAGGACACAGGCGAGGGGACAGUGGAGGAUCAGAAGAGGAGGAAGAGCCGACGGACGCUGAUGAACGCAUUGACGACGAAGAGGAAGCCGAGGACGACUCGAGCGAAGACGAGUAUGAAUAUUUCCUGUCCAGGUCGAUGCCGGGAGAAGAAGACAGCCUCCCUUGCAGGAGAAGAAUGUUCAACGAGCUGGACCGACUUCAGCGAAGGGCUCUCGAGCCUUCCAGGAUCGAGACGCCAAAGCGAAUCUUCGUCAACCGUCGGCGAACAUUUGUUCAUGCCUCUGUGGCUAAAAACGUGUGGUGGUGUACCACAGACGAAGGCAGGGAUUGGCUCUGGGACAAUUGGCUCUCGAUCAGAGAAGACCAUGGCUGGGACAUGAUUGACCUGUGCCAGGACACCGUCGACGACUAUGAGGAAUGGGCGGCAGGGAGGGCAGAGGAUGCUUGA